AUGGGGGACUUUGAUGGUGAGCAAAAAGAAUUGAUCAAGAAAUUGGUAAACUUUCGCAUGAUCGAUGGUAAAAGAACGAGAGUUCGUGCUAUUGUUUAUAAAACUUUUCACCGCCUAGCUCGAACUGAACGCGAUGUAAUAAAACUUAUGGUUGACGCCGUAGAUAAUAUAAAGCCAAUAUGCGAAGUGGUCAAAGUAGGAGUCGCAGGUACUAUUUAUGAUGUUCCUGGGAUUGUAGCCAGGGAUCGUCAACAAACCUUAGCUAUUCGUUGGAUCCUUGGAGCAGCUUUCAAACGACGUAUAAGCUACAGGAUAAGCUUAGAGAAAUGUUCAUUUGCUGAGAUACUGGAUGCUUACCGAAAGAGGGGAAUUUCACGUAAGAGAAGGGAGAAUCUUCAUGGACUGGCUUCCACCAAUCGGAGUUUCGCGCAUUUCAGAUGGUGGUAA
Molecule: messenger RNA, 447 nt
Organism: Triticum aestivum (bread wheat)
Lineage: Eukaryota; Viridiplantae; Streptophyta; Magnoliopsida; Poales; Poaceae
Source: the annotation of a RefSeq genome assembly